AUGGCGUCUGCAUCCGCAAGCCCAAGUGCCUCAUCGGGGUCGAAACAUCGAUCCAAAAGAUCGAGUUCCGGCUCUGGGUCCGGAUCAGGAUCCAGCUCUCGUAAACAAUCCAAGCAUAUGUCCAGUAGUUCUCGGAGAGGGAAGGAGACAUCUGGGUCUUCAGGUUCUGGAUCUAGCUCAAAGCAUUCUUCGGAUCGAAAAGAUGGUUCCUCUACCAGUGACCGACAUUCAAGUGGUAGAUAUUCCACUCCUUCAAAAAUCGCAAGUGACGGUACACGAGUUGGAGACAUGGCUAGGAAAUCAUCACAUUUGAGAUACUAUAUCCUGCAUACGUCCGGAGGAUGGUUAGGUGAUCUUCUGAUGACAUUAUCAGAUAUAACUGGAAUUUGGGAAUUGACUUUUUUGGCUAUAUUAUUCGUGUUUUCUUGGACUGUAUUGAGGAUCGGUCAAUUGGAAAUCACCUUGAUAUUGGGUCAUGUCUUUGAUCUGAUCAUUCCUUUACAACAUCACUUUGAUCAUACUAAACAACCUUCUCAUGCUAAACAUCUUGAACAAUAUUGGCCACUGUUUUUCAUCGGAACGAUCAUUGAAUUCGGUUGUUUUUCGCUUGUUCAUCCUGACUUAUUCACCUUGGUGGCUUGUCUCAAAACACUAGGUCUGACUUGUUUGUGGUUGGGAAGGGAUAGUAAAGGUAGAUUCUUGACAGAAAAGUUUGGAGGCAAAGGCGAUUCAGGACGACGUGUGAAUGAUACUGGCGGCAGCGAUGGCCGGAAGGAUAGAAGAAACGGUGGAGAUGGAGAUGCGAAUAACAGAGAUAGUAAUCGAGAUAGGGAUCGAAACAGAUCAGGAGAUGAUCCUAAGAAGAACAAUAAAAACGAUCCCAACAGGAAUAGUCCUAGUAAGCGAAAUAAGACAGAUGGGGAUGACUCAGGAGGAUCAGAUAACGGUGAUUCCUCAAAAGCUCCUGCAAAAAAGAACGGCAGUGGUGGCGGUGGCGGUGAUGGUGGGGCUAAUGAUAAGAAAGCUGAUGACGGUAAAGGAGGUUCAAAACAUCCUUUUGAUUCAACAGGGUUUGAUGGUAACUUGAUGCCUAUAAGAAAGACCAGACCAGAUGGACCAGAUCGCGAAUCAUAA
This is a messenger RNA of Kwoniella shivajii, 1134 nucleotides long. RefSeq lists its product as uncharacterized. Bases 1 to 1134 code for a protein of 377 amino acids. The record is from RefSeq and is a predicted model, not a curated record. The transcript has 4 exons. Lineage: Eukaryota; Fungi; Basidiomycota; Tremellomycetes; Tremellales; Cryptococcaceae.